UUCCAUUUUCUCUCUCUUAGUGUGUGAAGAAAAGAAAAGCAAAGAGGGAGAAAAAGAAAGAGAGAUGAGUAGGCUUGCACCAUUGUCAGAAGAACCCAUUAACGAAGAAGAAGACAAUAGCAACAACUGCUCAAAGAAAGGCCACAAGUCAUGGAAGAAUUGGCUCAAGUCUCAUUUCUCUCUUGUCUUCAACAAAAAAUCUGACUUAAAGAUUCUCUUAAGUGUUCUUGGUUGCCCUCUCUUUCCAGUCUCCGUCCUCCCCAAACUCCCCAUCAAUCAGGUGUCCUCCUCAGCUCAAUACAUUAUACAACACUUCACUGCGGCAACCGGUUGCCGGAAAUUAGAAGGGAGAGUCAAAAACAUAUUUGCCACCGGAAAGGUCGCAAUGGCUAUGGUGGAUGAGCCAGGCGGCUCACCCGGCUUAGCGGCUGGAGCCACCGGCGAUUUACAAAAGGGGUGCUUUGUAAUGUGGCAAAUGGUCCCUAAUAAGUGGCUAAUUGAGCUAGUUGUCAGCGGCCACAAGGUUGUUGCCGGUAGUGAUGGUAAUGUCGCUUGGCGCCAUACACCGUGGCUCGGCGCCCAUGCCGCCAAAGGCUGCGUCCGACCUCUUCGCCGAACUCUUCAGGGAUUAGAUCCUAUGGCAAUAUCAACAGUAUUCUCUACAGCACAGUACAUGGGAGAAAAAUGCAUCUCAGGAACUGAUUGUUUUGCACUGAAAUUGUCUGCUGAGCUAGCAGACUUAGCUGAUAGAAGUGAUAGCACAGCAGAAAUGAUCAAACAUGUAGUUUUUGGCUAUUUCAGCCAGAGAAGUGGGCUACUCGUUUACCUAGAGGACUCAUACUUGACCCGAAUUCAAUCUCCGGGUUCCUACCCUACAUAUUGGGAAACCAGCAUCGCCUCCAAAAUCAACGACUACCGGACAGUAGAAGGCGUGAUGAUCGCCCACGGCGGUCAAUCUAGUGUGAUGAUCACAAGAUUUGGAGAUAACUUGAAAUCUGGCCUUUCCAUUACAAGAAUGGAGGAGACUUGGAGCAUUGAUGAUUUAGCUUUUAAUGUUGAAGGGUUAUCAAUGGAUUGCUUCAUUCCUCCUAAAGAAGUGCAAAAAGAUGAUCCUGAAGAGAAACUAGACUGGAGUUGAAUCUUUAAGUACUUGCUAUAUAUACAUAAUAGAAUAGCUGACAAUUGGAAAUUUUUUACAGCGCAUCCGGUAGAAUUCUAUCAUGAUUUUGACUCAGACUAGAAUUGCAUGCACGAUUACGUAUUAGAGGAUUAUUAUUCUUUACUUAAUUUGUUUGUACAUAGAUAAGACAAUAAGUCAAUGUGUAACAUAUAUGCUUUCUUUUCGCCUC
Messenger RNA from Manihot esculenta (cassava), 1349 nucleotides. RefSeq lists its product as uncharacterized. Bases 65 to 1138 code for a protein of 357 amino acids. The transcript has 3 exons. NCBI's taxonomy places the organism in Eukaryota, Viridiplantae, Streptophyta, Magnoliopsida, Malpighiales, Euphorbiaceae. The record is from RefSeq and is a predicted model, not a curated record.